Anopheles coustani is the source of this 3732-nucleotide messenger RNA. It is a transcript of the gene otk, whose product is annotated as tyrosine-protein kinase-like otk. Gene Ontology annotation, cellular component: plasma membrane; axon. The transcript is spliced from 12 exons. The coding region runs from base 1 to 3402 and encodes 1133 amino acids. Gene Ontology annotation, biological process: protein phosphorylation; dendrite self-avoidance; homophilic cell-cell adhesion. The record is from RefSeq and is a predicted model, not a curated record. Lineage: Eukaryota; Metazoa; Arthropoda; Insecta; Diptera; Culicidae. Gene Ontology annotation, molecular function: cell-cell adhesion mediator activity; ATP binding; protein kinase activity.
AUGCAAUCAAACGAUCGAAGGGGUUUUCCAAAGCCUGCUGGAUGGCGUUGGAUUUCCAUGCUGUUGCUCCUGCUGCUGCUAUCGGAGUUUGCUUUUGACACGGUUCGGUGCGAGUUUCAGUUCACCGUGACACCGCAGAGUCGGCAGGUGUUCGAGGGUGAACCGGUCACCUUCGAGUGUCGUGCCCUUUUCGAUGAUGAGAUCGAUUUUUCGUGGACAUUAAACGGUAAUCCGGUGCCAGUGUACGACCGGCAGGAGGCCACCGAGCCGCAGCCACGCCGCAUCUACCAGAGCGGAUCGAACCUUCACAUCCGGGCGGUUAAUGGAACUCUGGACCGGGGCAGCUACGUUUGUCUGGCCAGGGCAAAGGCAUCCGGUGCUCGUGUGGCGUCGCCCGCCGCUAGGCUGGACAUUAUAGCAAUCUCGCCGCCGGUAGUUCAGCUGCUCAAGCACGACUCGGAGCGCGGAAGCAUUUCACUCAAAUGUCACUCGGCGCUGGAAAAUGUCGCCGGCGAUGGUGAGGAGAUGCACGUGGAGUGGUACAGGAACGAGAUGAAACUGACAAAAUCACCACACAUCGAUCUGCAGCGCCGCAAGCUGCACAUAAAAAGUGCAUCAUCCAAGGAUAAUGGCGUGUACAGCUGCGUUCUGUCGAUCCUGUCCGGGACAGGCAGCACCCGUCGGCUGACGCUGCGGAGUGUGAAAAACUAUCGUCUGAAGCUGAAACCGGGCACGGCUUAUCAUGGCGAGGGAAAAAUCGAUUGCUCCAAGAACCGCAAUCUGUUGCUAUGCCGCGGCAAGCGAGGCGACCGGCAGCUUAGCCUUCAGCCCAAGCCGGAACCGACCAACCCGGACGACGAAUCGGCCUCGUUCCAGAGCGAUGAACCGCCGCUACCGGCACCCGCCCAACUGCAGCUGGCCACCGGGGCCACUCCCGCCGCUGGAAACGCUUCAGCCGCCCCGUUCCGCAUCGUUCUGCACCCCGCGGCCACGACGGUCAACGAAAGCCUUUCGGUCGCGCUGAACUGCGGUUUUCGUCCGAGCGGCAGCGACGCGACCGGGGAAGGUCGGGGAGGCUUUGUGUUGCGCUGGCGGAAGGAUGGGAAAGUCAUACGGAAGUGGGAUAACACGGGCGGGGAUGCGAUGGAGGACGACACGCUGGACGGAACCACCGAAAGCAGCAGCUCCUCGUCCAUGUUCCGGGAUGAUGCCCGCAUCUACAUCGACCGGACGAACGGAUCGCUCGUGAUCGGCCAGACAGUGGCCGGCGACGAAGGAAGCUACGACUGCCAGAUAACGAACAAUGCGAGCGACUUUCUGCUUACCUCGAUGCCGGCGGAAUUGCAAAUCAUCUCCAACCUUCGCUUUACACCCAAGCCGCCAACCACCAAGAACCUGGAGCUCGGUUCGGUCGCGAAGAUUCACUGCAAGGUGCAGGGCAGACCGACCCCGACGGUUCACUGGACGUCCGGGUUGGACCGGGGCGAGCUGCCGGAAUCGAUCGAAGACGUCAACGGGACGCUAGUGUUCCGCAACGUGUCCGCCGAGCACCGGGGUAACUACUCGUGCGUGGCCACCAACAGCCAGGGCGAGAUCCGGGCGACGGUGUCGGUGAAUGUGGUCAUCGCACCGAAGUUCGAAGUCGCUCCGGAGGGUUCGGCACAGGUGGCCGAGCUCGGUACGGUGCAGUUCCACUGCGUUGCGACUGGUGACCCCCGGCCGACCAUCCAGUGGGACAAGGACCUGCAGUACCUGCACGCGCCGGCUGCGCAGACGAACGCCACUGCCGAGGAGGAACGCUACCGGAUACUGGAGAACGGCACACUCGUGCUGACCGAGGUACACCUGGAGGACGAGGGACGGUACGGGUGCACCAUUGGCAACAGUGCCGGAUUGAAGCGGGAAGAGGUUCACCUCAUCGUGCGCCCGGCUGACGGAAUCGCAAUGCCAGAAGAAUCACCCGAGGACGGUUUCCUGAUCACUCGUGCCGUCCUGAUCACCAUGUCGGUGGCGUUCGCGUACAUCAUCCUCGUUGUGGGGCUCAUGAUCUGGUGCCGGCAUCGUCGAGCGGCUCGCAAGGCCCGCCUGAACCUCGGCUCAUCGAAGGAGAACGGUGGAGGUGACGUCGAUUUGAAGAAUUGUGAGAUUGAACCGUGCCUGCCGGACAAAUCAUCUGCCGGUGCGGGUGAAAAUGGAACCGCGGGCUCUUCGUCCGGUCGUGGCAAAAAGCUGAAGAACGGCUCGGCCGGCGGAGGCAAGGAGCAGCAGCACGGUGGCGAUAAAAGCGACGACACGGUCAACUCGAACAAGUCGAAAAAGUCCUCCGGAUCGGGUGGAUCGUUGUUGGAGCAGCUGACCGUACCGCGGGCGUCCGUGGUCGAUCUGCUGCAGAUCGGAAAGUGUGACUUUGGUGAUGUACUGAUUGGAAAGAUCCGCGAGAACGAUUGCCGGUUGCCGCCACCGAAGGAAAGCGCCACACAGGAGCCCGUAACGGGGGAUGAGGUUGGUCCGGGGGGUAGCGCCGAGGUUAGUACCGAGAACGAGCGGAAAAGUGUCGGACGGAAGCCAUCGAAUGAGGAGCUUAACGCAAUCCGACCCGAGAACGAUUACAAGCCAGUGAUGGUGAAGGCCUUGACGAAGGUAAAGGACGAACACUGUUGCUCGGAGUUCCGCCGCCAGUUGGAACUCUUCCGCACCGUAUCGCAUCGUAAUGUGGUGCAGCUGUUUGGACUCUGCAGGGACAAGGAUCCUCACUACCUUCUGCUAGAGUACACCGAUUGGGGCGAUCUGAAGCAGUUCCUCCUGGCAACGUCACCAAACACCCCGCCGAACGGAACCGUAGACAAGAAGGACGCCUCCAAACCGCCGCCACUAAACAUACCACAGAUUCUCGCCCUCGCCCACCAGAUUGGACGCGGAAUGGACGCGAUCUACAAGGCUCGCAUUAUUCACAAGGACCUGGCGACACGGAACUGCAUCAUCAGUAGUGACUUUUCGGCAAAGAUCUCACUACCAGCGUUGGCACGGGACAAGUACAGCAAGGAGUACUGCAAGCACCGGAACCAGCUACUACCGGUACGCUGGAUGGCACCGGAGUGCUUCCAGGAGGACGACCAUUCGAUCAAGAGCGACAUCUUCUCGUUCGCUGUCCUCGUCUGGGAACUGUUUACCAACGCGAUCGAGCUGCCCCAGAAGGAUCUUACCGAUGAGGAGGUGAUUUCCGGUGCCCUGACCGGCAAACUUGAGUGGAAGGUGGCCGAAAGUACGCCGGAAGCGUUGCACAAGAUUUUGACAUCCUGCUGGUCGGCGAACGCGAAAGAGCGUCCCUCAUUUAGCCAGCUGGUCGUCGCCAUCGGGAACUGCCUACAGAGCGAGUACCCCAAGGAACCGUCGUCGGAUUGAAGCGACCCCCGGUCGUUCUCAAAUCAAGCAAUCAAGCACUCACCGUGCACCGGCGGUGGCCACAUCUAACUGAAUCGUAAUCUUAUACAACGAGGUAUUAUUCUGGUGCAUCUCUUUUUUUGUAUUAUAACUUAUUGCUGCUGAAAAGGCAGGAAAACGACGCAGCUAGCGAACGAACACAGUUUAUCAUUGAUAAUAUUAUAUUACGGUCAUUUAUUGCAUUUAACUCCGCGUAAGCGAAGGGCCAAGUCUACCAAUGAAGCAUUUACACCCAACGGAGAAACGCGAUCUCGCGCCCCAAGUGAAAAACAGUGAAUCCAAAGCCCUCUU